GCCGGCGCACAAGAUGGCGGCCCCGGCGGCUCGCUGGAGAAGGCCGAGGCGGGGUCUUGAGCUCUAGCCUCGGGCGGGGGCCGGAGAUAGGCCUCGCCUACAGGCGGGUGGUCGGGGCGGCGCCACCAGGCCUCGAGGAGUGCAAGUCCCGCUGGUUGCUGCCCCCAGCCCCACCGCCACUCAGCCCUGCCCCGGGUAGAACCCAAGAAAGGUCAGGCCCGGUAGCCCCGCCUGUCCUCGCCUCCGGGCGGUAACUGCGAGUGGCGCGCCCUUAGGGUUGAUUUUAGCCACGUGCAGCCUCCAUGGCUGCGUUGCAGGCCCCGGGGGAGAAGAUUAACAUCCAGACGGGAGAGACGGCCAAGGCCGGCGACCGCGACCCGCUGGGGAACGACUGGCCCGAGCAGGACAGGCCACCCCAGCGCUCCUGGAGGCAGAAGUGCGCCUCCUAUGUGCUGGCGCUGAGGCCCUGGAGCUUCAGUGCCUCGCUCACCCCGGUGGCCCUGGGCAGUGCCCUCGCAUACAGAUCCCAGGGCGUCCUGGACCCUAGGCUGUUGGUGGGUUGUGCCGUGGCUGUCCUGGCUGUGCACGGGGCCGGCAAUUUGGUCAACACUUACUAUGACUUUUCCAAGGGCAUUGACCACAAAAAGAGUGAUGACAGGACCCUGGUGGACCGCAUAUUGGAGCCCCAGGAUGUUGUUCGGUUUGGAGUCUUCCUCUACACCCUAGGUUGUGUCUGUGCCGCUUGCCUCUACUGCCUGUCCUCUCUGAAACUGGAGCACUUAGCUCUCAUCUACUUUGGAGGCCUAUCUGGCUCUUUUCUCUACACAGGAGGAAUUGGAUUCAAGUAUGUGGCACUGGGAGACCUUGUCAUCCUCAUCACUUUCGGCCCACUAGCCGUGAUGUUUGCCUACGCUGUCCAGGUUGGGUCCCUGGCGAUUUUCCCUCUGGUCUACGCCAUCCCCCUGGCCCUCAGCACCGAGGCCAUCCUACAUUCCAACAACACCAGGGACAUGGAGUCCGACCGGGAGGCGGGCAUCGUCACGCUGGCCAUCCUCAUCGGCCCCACCUUCUCCUACGUGCUCUACAACACGCUGCUCUUCCUGCCCUACCUGAUCUUCAGCAUCCUGGCCACACGCUGCAGCAUCAGCCUGGCGCUGCCCCUGCUCACCAUUCCCAUGGCCUUUUCUCUCGAGAGGCAGUUCCGCAGCCAGGCCUUCAACAAGCUGCCCCAGAGAACGGCCAAGCUCAACCUCCUGCUGGGGCUCUUCUAUGUCUUUGGCAUCAUCCUGGCUCCAGCGGGCAGUCUGCCCAAGCUCUGAGGGGACCGGCAGCACCCGCACAGCACGGCCCUUUUUCUUAGAACGCCAAAGUCCUAAGAAGCAAAUGUGAACUUGGCAGGGCGGGUACUGAGCAUGGGCUGUGAGCUCCUGUCUUUUUAUAUGAUUAUAAUGUUCUUAAAGGUGAUCUGUUUUGUUUUUCCCUGUUAUGAAGAAUCCUGAAAACCGCUGUGCCAUCAGAAGAAGGCAGACUGGACAAGAGUCCUUGUUUUAUGUGUGGUUUCCACUAGAGGGUGUUGUCAGGUCACUUUAAAAUGUCUUGUUCCAGACAUAAUGUCCCAAGACUGCAGGAGCUGCUGGGUGGCCUCCUAUCCUGAUGAGCCAUCAGCUAGGCACAGUGCCCACCUAUUGUCCUGGGCACAUAGGACAUGGUAGUAAUUGGUGUCAGGGCCCAUUAAUAUGGAGGGCACCUGUCUCUUACUCAGCACUCGUGUCCUGAAAUAUGCUGCUUGGGGGAGAAAGUCCCUCAUUAGCAGCGUUGUGUGGCUCCUGGCUUUUUGCCUAAAUUAUGAUUCUUUUGUCCUUCAUCUCUCCUUUUACUUAUAGUCACAGUUGAGGAAAAGUUUCGGAUCACCCUGCAGCAAGACAAUCAAGUUAGGGACUGGGAAGAAAAAGCCCACCCUGAAGGCAGCUGAGAAAAACCACUCUGCUUCUGGAUAGAAAUUAGUAGGGUGUCUCUUUCCCUUUGUUGAAUCCACUAGAAUGACAGGAAGAACUCCCAGCCCUUUUGAUAACCUUCUGGAGCCUGGAAAUUAUAGAAGCCCGGCUGUCCCUGCAGGCUUCUUAGAGCCUGUAGUGAUUUUCCUCUGAAUUGCCUCUCCUAAUUCUCUCCCCUGUGCACCCUGCACCCUGCGCCUCUGUCCAGUCCCUGUGUGUGUUUCCCAUCUGUGGAGCCAGACUAUUUGGCAACACCUGAGUCAGGGACAGUUGCCAUUUUCCACGGAGCCACAGUUGGGCAGCGCAUGGACCCAGUGAAUGUACAAGCCACUGCACAAAAGUCCCGGGCCUUGUUCAGCCAGAGUGACAGGCCCUGCGUACAGAGGAACACGUCUUCAUCCUUGGAGACAGAUGUCCAAUAUGGACCCUGCCUCUUUCUGGGCUUCAGUUGCUUUGUGCAAAGGUAUUCAGGGCUUUGGCAAGGUCACAGCUCAGGGGUCAUUCAGUGUCCACCGUGCUGCUCUUCAUCACUUUGCCUACGAAGUGUAACUUCUGGGCUGGAAUCGCUAGGUUGCUUUGGGUCUAAGACUGAACUAGAUUGAGUCAGUCAUGCUGUGCUUCCCUGUGGUAGUGGUUGUUCAGGGAGGAAUAGCAAGAUCUCGGCCUGCAGAAAAUGACGUAAGAACUCAACCCUUCAGAUCAGGCUAAUUGUGACUUUGAGUGAGAAUUGGAAAAAACAUAUAUGGAAAUUGCAAAAGUUGCUCUGAAGUUAAGGUGAUUUGUCUCCCAGAGAGUGAGUGUCCUGGAAUUGUGAUUGGGGCCCAGGGACAAGGGGCUUCUCUCCUGCAAUUCUUCCCAGCACCGUUUUUGUUUCAUGCCAGGUGUGUGGCAUUUUGGUGCUCACAGGGGUCCUACCUUCAGAGAUGUGCCUCUGACUUCUGUUUGGAGCUGACCGUGUUCAUGUGGGGCUCACCUCAGAGGCUGGAGGCUGAGGCCCCAGGCUCCCAGCAUCCACAGACCAAUCCUGCCUUGAGGCUGCUGCCAUUAGAAUUAUCAGUCAGCUUCUGAUAACCAGCUGCUCUGGUGCAGAUUUUAAUAUGUAUUUUUUAUAUGAAUGAUCCCAAAAGGCCAUAUUUAGUGCCAGGUUUUUUAUGCAUGUGAUCAUAAUUUAUAUUAUGUGCCCAGAUUCAAUGAAGGUCUUCUGUGGACUUGUUAAUUUGAAAAAAAAGAAAAAAAAAUGUU
Messenger RNA from Marmota flaviventris (yellow-bellied marmot), 3236 nucleotides. RefSeq names its product UbiA prenyltransferase domain containing 1 (gene Ubiad1). Lineage: Eukaryota; Metazoa; Chordata; Mammalia; Rodentia; Sciuridae. Gene Ontology annotation, cellular component: endoplasmic reticulum; Golgi membrane. Gene Ontology annotation, biological process: vitamin K biosynthetic process; menaquinone biosynthetic process. The record is from RefSeq and is a predicted model, not a curated record. Gene Ontology annotation, molecular function: prenyltransferase activity.